AUAAAUGAACACCUUCUAGUUUUAUGUUGUGUCAACUUUAGCUCCAUCACCACAAUACUCGCCGCUGCACCCUUACUAUUCGAACUCAUUCACUCAAUGCGCAAUCUCACUUCCUCUUGUUCCAUAAGACCUUUCGCAUCUUCCCCAAUUCCUCGCUCCAAUCAUCUUCGUUCUCUUACCCUCAAUUCCAGAAAAUCACUACCUUCAAUCCAAUGCGCCGUUCAAUUCCGCCCCUGCAUCGACAUUCACAAGGGGAAAGUGAAACAAAUUGUUGGGUCAACGCUGAAAGAUUUAAAAGGUGAUGAUGGGUUGGAUCCGGUUACCAAUUUUGAGUCUGAUAAAUCAGCUGCUGAGUAUGCUAGGCUUUAUAAAGAAGAUGGACUGAAAGGGGGUCAUGUUAUUAUGCUUGGUGCUGAUCCUUUGAGUAGAGCUGCUUCCCUUGAGGCUUUGCAUGCUUAUCCUGGCGGUUUGCAAGUCGGAGGUGGAAUAAAUUCUGACAAUUGUUUGAGUUACAUUGAGGAAGGAGCAAGCCAUGUCAUUGUGACAUCUUAUGUAUUCAACAAUGGACAAAUGGAUCUUGAAAGACUUAAAGAUCUUGUUCGCAUUGUUGGAAAAGAGAGGCUUGUGUUGGAUCUCAGUUGCAGAAAAAAGGAAGGUAAAUAUGCAAUUGUCACCGAUAGAUGGCAGAAGUUCAGUGACGUAUCACUUGACGCUGAAGUAAUGCAGUUUCUUGCCAACUUUGCUGACGAGUUUCUAGUUCAUGGUGUUGAUGUUGAAGGAAAAAAGCUGGGAAUCGAUGAAGAGCUCGUGGCUUUGCUUGGCAACUAUUCACCGAUUCCUGUGACUUACGCCGGUGGUGUAACUGUCAUGGAUGAUUUAGAGAGGAUAAAAACAGCUGGAAUGGAAAAUGUCGAUGUUACCGUCGGAAGCGCCUUGGACAUUUUCGGGGGAAACUUAGCUUAUAAAGAUGUUGUAGCCUGGCAUAACCAACAAAACGUCGUUGUGGCUUAAGUAAGCAUCAUUGAGAAUUGUCAAGGGCAGGGGUGAGUGAGCUCUGAGCAAGGUUUGUUUCAUUGUUUCUCGUAUUACUAACCUUGAAUCUGGUGAUUUUUCCAGCAAUCUGUGAUUCUUGUCACGAGAUUCUUACAUUUUCAUCAUCUGCUAGUCUGCUACCACACUUACAUCUUUGUGAUGUAUGUGUAAGGCAAUGCAUGCAGAUUCUUUAACGCUUGUCAACUGUAUUCUGAAUAAUGUAAUCACAUUUAUUUAUAUAGAUAAAUACGGCGUAGCUGUUAUUUUAUUUUAUUAUUUACAUGCCGAAAUAUAUAGGGAUCUUAUCCUAUGUAUGUUUUGUUGACAUACAAGUUUUCCUAGCUGAAGAAGCUCUAUUCGAGAAGCAUAUCCAAUCUACUGUUUAUGUUAUAUGUGAAUGUUUCUUUUCCAGCCUUAUAAGAUUCAUGACAAAUCUUUGUUUCAUGGUGCUGCCUCAAUUUACAGUAACUGUUCUAAUGUUGGUCCUUCUCAGUUUGAAGUUUGAACAAGGAAGAACAUUGUAACAUUAGUUGCGGUGGUUUUCACCAUGCUUGUCAAUUGUUUUUCACCAUGCUUGUCAAUUGUUCAACUCUUACCAUAGGUUUGAUCUAAAUUGUCUCUUGACCUCUGUCAGAACCUAAUUUUAUUAGCUACCUGCAUCAUGAUGUUAAUGAUGUCAUGGAUCUCCUUCAACCAAUAAUCAAGCUCUACAUCUUCAUGGUCAAAGUGUUAGUCAUGAACCUUUUUGCAUUUUUGGCUACACACUAGUUCCUCUAAAAUCUUUUGAUCCACUGUCUUGGUUCCUGAUUUGGGAGCAUCAGAUCAUGUGACAAUUUAUCCUUGGAACUUCCUAUAUAAAGUACAACCUAAACGCGCCGUAUCAUAGGCUACAGGGUUAAUAGCCAUUUAUCCCCCUGCCAUAUAGGCGAGAUUUGAUUUAUCCCCCUUUAAAAUUUUUUUUUGGAUUACCCCCUAUAAUUUUAAAAUUCUAAGUCUUUUGUCCCCUAAGAGGAAAAAUUACCCCUUGUAAAUAUAUUUUUUGAUUUAUCCCUCUGGUUUUUACACGCUUAGGGGGUGUCCAAAAAUUAUAGGGGGUAAUUCAAUUUUUUUUUUAA
This is a messenger RNA of Vicia villosa (hairy vetch), 2147 nucleotides long. RefSeq names its product 1-(5-phosphoribosyl)-5-[(5-phosphoribosylamino)methylideneamino] imidazole-4-carboxamide isomerase, chloroplastic-like. Lineage: Eukaryota; Viridiplantae; Streptophyta; Magnoliopsida; Fabales; Fabaceae. Gene Ontology annotation, cellular component: cytoplasm. Gene Ontology annotation, biological process: L-tryptophan biosynthetic process; L-histidine biosynthetic process. The coding region runs from base 97 to 1011 and encodes 304 amino acids. Gene Ontology annotation, molecular function: 1-(5-phosphoribosyl)-5-[(5-phosphoribosylamino)methylideneamino]imidazole-4-carboxamide isomerase activity. The transcript has 8 exons. The record is from RefSeq and is a predicted model, not a curated record.